AUAUUUGUGGGAGGUGCUUAAUUUCCAAAAAUGGAUAGUAGAACUAGUAGCGAGUCUAAGCAGCCCCCACCGCUUCAGCAGGGUAGAGGCAGACAAGAUAGCGUCAUGGCGUUACCGGGAAGAGAAGGGCAGGAGUUAACGUGCGGAAGUGGAGCAGGGAAAGCCAUCGGUGUCUUCACCAGUGGUGGUGACUCCCAGGGUAUGAACUCUGCUGUUCGGGCUGUAGUGCGAAUGGGAUUUUAUCUGGGAUGCAAAGUCUACUAUAUCAGAGAGGGUUAUCAAGGAAUGGUGGAUGGUGGCGACCAUAUACAGGAAGCAACCUGGGCAAGUUCUUCAGGGAUAAUGCAGUUGGGAGGUACUGUGAUUGGCAGUGCCCGCUGUGCAGAUUUCCGUUCAAGAGAUGGUCGUCUGAAAGCUGCUGAAAAUCUUGUCAAGUGUAACAUUACCAACUUGGUGGUGAUUGGUGGAGAUGGAAGCCUUACUGGUGCAAACCUUUUCAGGAUCGAGUGGUCAAGUCUUUUGGAUGAACUGUUGAAAGCUGAGAGGAUAACACCUGAACACCACAGGCAGUGCAGCCAUCUCAACAUCGUAGGGAUGGUGGGUUCUAUAGACAAUGACUUCUGUGGUACUGACAUGACCAUCGGCACAGACUCUGCUCUCCACCGGAUUAUAGAGGCAGUAGAUGCUAUAGCAACAACAGCAUCCAGUCACCAGAGAGCAUUUGUAUUAGAGGUCAUGGGACGUCACUGUGGAUACCUUGGUUUAGUGGCUGCCCUUGCCACGGAAGCUGACUGGGUAUUUAUCCCGGAGUGGCCACCAGAGGGAGGCUGGGAGGAUACUCUUUGUAAUAAACUGUCUGCAGAGAGAGCUUUAGGUCAAAGGUUGAACAUCAUAUUGGUGGCAGAAGGAGCCAUAGACCGGGAAGGAAAGAGUAUCACAGCAGACAUGGUGAAAAAUCUGAUCACAGAGCGUCUGAAAUAUGACACAAGGAUUACAGUACUGGGACAUGUCCAGAGAGGUGGAAAACCAACUGCAUUUGACAGGAUUCUGGGUGCACGUAUGGGAGCAGAGGCAGUGUUAGCCUUGAUGGACGCUACCCCAGACACUCCAGCUUGUGUUGUAUCACUGGAUGGUAACCAGACUGUUCGAGUUCCUCUAAUGGAAUGUGUAGAGAGGACCAAGGCAGUACAGAAUGCUAUGGAUGCCAAAAACUUUGAAGAAGCUGUCCGUCUAAGAGGAAAGAGUUUCCAAAAUAAUCUAGCAACAUACAGGAAACUAAGUAAGCUGCGACCACCUAAGGGUACAUGUGACAGCACUGGUAAACAUUGUGUUAGUGGAAAAAAACUGGCUGUAAUGAACAUUGGUGCUCCAGCAUGUGGUGCUAAUGCAGCGGUGAGGUCUUUUGUGCGUCUUGCUUUGACCCAAGGUUACGAGGUCCUGGGAAUCCAUGACUCAUUUGAUGGACUGCUCUAUGGAGAUAAAAACCCACAUGAGGUUUUCUUUGAUUUCUCUGAAGGAUUGACCCAUGUGGUGGAGCCGGAUGAUCAGAAGCAAAGAAGGGUGAAAUCAUUGUCCUGGACAGAUGUUCAGAGCUGGACAGGCCGGGGUGGUUCACUGCUGGGUACUAAGAAGAUUGUAGCUAGCAAGUAUGGGAUGGAUAAGAUAGCAGCCAAACUGAAGGAAUAUGACAUCAGUGGACUGCUGAUUGUCGGCGGCUUUGAGGCUUACCACAGUGCUCUACAGAUGGCCGAGGCUCGUGACAAGUUUGAUGCGUAUUGUAUACCUAUUGUAGUAAUCCCCUGUACGAUCAGUAACAAUGUCCCAGGGACAGACUUCAGUCUUGGUGCAGACACAGCUUUAAAUGAAAUUGCUGAUAUAUGUGAUAGAAUUAAGCAGUCCGCCACUGGAACGAAGAGACGUCUGUUCGUCGUUGAAACUAUGGGUGGCUACUGUGGUUACCUAGCAACCAUGAGUGGCAUGGCUGGAGGUGCCGAUGCUGCAUACAUUUAUGAGGAAAAAUUUAAUAUAACAGACCUAAGGAAUGAUGUAAACCAUUUGAAGGAUAAGAUAAUCAAUGCUGGUGUUCAACGAGGUCUCGUUCUAAGGAAUGAAAACGCUAAUGCCAACUAUUCGACAGACUUUGUAUAUAAUUUGUUCUCUGAGGAGGGUAAGGGCACCUUUACCUGUCGUAAGAAUGUGUUAGGUCACAUGCAGCAGGGUGGAGUACCUACACCGUUUGACAGGAACUACGGAACAAAGAUGGCUAGCAAAGCUCUUGACUACAUCAUCGGAAAAAUAGAAGAAAAUACUAAAGAAGAUGGGACAAUGUUGAGCAAUAGUCCAGACUCUGCGGUGUUGCUUGGCAUGACUAAGCGCCAUCUAACAUUUACACCUGUUCAGGAACUGCGGGCAGAAACUAACUUUGAACAAAGACUUCCAAAGAACCAAUGGUGGCUGAAACUACGUCCAUUGCUUAGGAUUCUCGCCAAACAUCGUGAGGUGGCUUAUGUAACAGAAGGCGUGGCCUGUGGUGUGGAUGAGGUGGAAGACGAGGACAACGCAUAAACAAAACAUGAAAUUAUCCUUCUCGGUGGAUUUGUGAUACACGUUAUCAUGGAAAAACUGAAAAUAUACGAAAGACAAAAUCACAAAAAAAAUCAAUAUUGAGUUCCUUGAUUGAAUAUUUCUGGGAGAACAUCAGAAAAAAAAUCAAUAUUGAGUUCCUUGAUUGAAUAUUUCUGGGAGAACAUCAGAAAAAAAUUGAGAAUAGAUAAACAAAGGAAAGUGGUGAGAGAGCUUGAAGUUUUGAUGAUAUGUCAUGUGACCUAUUGGUCCUAACCAAAGAUCUGAAUUGCUGCUUUAUAAGGUGCAUGUCCCUGUUCAGUAUUUACAAAACCAUUUGUCUCUAACAUAUAACUAAAUAUUGUUGUAUGAUUUUGAUGACUUUGCCGAGUUUCUAGCAUUUUUUUUUUUUUCAAAUGUCAAAAAACAUUAAUGCUUUUUAUAUCAUAAAAUAGAUGUGGAUGACAGGAAUUGUGUAAUCAUAUAUAUAUAUUUGGUCACUGUUUUUGCUUAUUGUCAUGAUUUUUUCAUGAAAAAAAAUUGAAAUUAAUUUGUGUUCGAAAUUUCAGUCAGAAAAACCACCAAAAUAAUCACCUUUAAACACAGUUUUUGAACCAGAUUUUUCUUUGGAUAUAAAAAUACAGUGAGCCUAUUAAUUUAUUAAGUGCUGUAUGUUGUAUAGUGAAGAUGAAAACGAGUCGACGAUAGUACUGUUUAUCUCUGAAUGACGUGUAUAAAUGAUUGUGUAGUAAGUGUUAUAAUACAGAGACUGUAAAUGAUAACAACAUAGGGAACUAUAUAAUAUUCUAAUUAAGUUCACAGAAUGAAAUUUCUUCAAUAUCUGAAACAAAUCUGAGAAUAUUUCAUUUCAAGACAACAUACACCAGGAAUAGUGUUUAUUUUUGAAACAAAUUGUAUUAAUAAGGGCAUUUUAUACAAGAUGACAGUAAUAUUUGAUAAUCCAGCGCUUUUUAAAGUUUUUAACGAAGAUUGAUAAAUUUAUUGCUUGCAAUAACAGAGAUAUGCAAGCUUAAUUGGUGGGCAUGUGAUAUAGUGUUAAUUGCUGUUUGUUCAAUGUGAUCUAGAAAUGCAAUACAAAUUCUGCAUAAUGUAGCUUAUGUUAUUGUAAUGUUGAUAUGAUUACAAUAAUGAACAAGGAUUUGAAAUCCAUGGAAUUCAAAUUGUUGAAAUAUGUAAAUUUUGAUUACAGUAUUUUCUUAGGUAGAUAAAUUUUUGUUAGAAUAUGUUAUACUUUAACAUAAUUUUCAUCUCUAGAAAUUUUAUUGAUAUAAAUUAAGUUGUUAUUGGUAAUUUUUAUACAUAGCUACACUUAAAAAAAUACAAGCGUUGAUCCACCUUAUAUAUUGUGAGACGGUGAUAAUGAAAAACUACUUUUCCACUUCUUGUUGCUCAGAGGGAAACUUUUUAAUUGCAGUGUGAAUGUAGAUUGUGUCUAGUUCUAUCCAAUGACUAUAUCUUAUGAGAGUUCCUGUUGCCAUCUUGUAUAGUCCUUAGAUGUGUUUUGUUUAAGAGAAAUUAAAACUGUGAUACAGCUAUGUGUAUAUAAAGAUUGGAACAUAUUUUGAUAAGUCAGUCAUGAUCCUUAUAACUGAAACAAAUUUGAAAUAAUAUGUAAAACAUACAACUUCGAAUUCCUAUAAAUCUGUGUUGGAUCUUGCAGAGACCUUGAAUAUGACUUACUUAAGAUUGAAUUUCUGAAAUAUCUGAAGAAAUUGAAGAUAGUCUUGACAUAAAUAGCUGAUUGUUUUCAAUGACAAGACAAUGUGUUGAAUUCUUUGUUCAUUCAAAUAUUUUAGGGAUCCAGACUGGAAAAUUAGGGAGAAAUGAAAAAAAAAAUCCUAUAAAUGUCUUUUAUUCUUGUUACUGUAGAAGGCAUUUUUCUUCCUGAUUAUUCUUUUUUCUUUUUUUUUUUUUUUUUGUUGUAGUAUGUCUAAAAUCCUAAUGGUGCUUUAUUUUAAUGUUUAAUUUGAUGUUUAAGUUCUACUCUUUGCUCUCACGCUUUGCUUUUGUGUUGUGACUUUGUUUUGACAAACAGUGUUUGUGUACAUGUUUUUAUUGUUUUGUUGACAUUGAACAUUAAUUGAAUUAUUUGUCUCUCCUUACAUCACUGUGCUACAGCAUUCUGUGUUUACGUCUAAUUACAUGAACACAAAAACACAUUGUGUUUUAAAAUCUGACUGACUCUUGCAUAUACACAGAAACUGUUAAAUUCUUUCGAAUGAUCUUAACGGUCACAAAUUUACUUCUACACACUUCUCCAAUAAUUACACUACAGACUCCUGGCUGACAAAAUAACAUGUGAAUAUGAUGGGAUUGAGAUGCAUAUAUGUAUAUAUUUUUUCAAUUACUUCUAAAAUUUUAAUCACUCUUACAAAAAUUUUUGAAAUUUCACAUUUUUGAUAGAUUAUUUUGCUUGUGCAGUAGAUUUUUCAAUGAAAUUUUGAUUUUAAUUUCACAUCUGUAAUGAAUAAUACCUGAUCACAUAGAUAUUUCUACAGUAAAAAAGAUAAAUUUACUGGCUUACCGGAUUUAUUUACCUGACUCAUGGGUUGGUGGAGAACUUAACAUCUGUUACAUAUACUGUAUAUUGAUAGCAGACUGAAUAUGUUCCUGUGGUCAUGUGAUAUGUAUGUUUGGAUUUCCAGGAAUAUGAUAUAUACUGCAGUUGUUUAUUGUUUGUAUAUAUUUAUUGUAAGUGUGGAUAUAUAUAAGUACAUAUAUUCUGACUGAAUAAGGUUGUCUCUGACUUUUUGUACAGUAAGUUUGUCUUUCACUCUUUUUUCUGUUUGGUGACUUGAUAUUGUACUUUGUGUGGUUCAAUAUUGGACAUAUAUAUAGCAUUAUCUGUUAAAUAUGUUUUAAUAUCAGAUGAAUAUAAUUAAACCUGCAGUACACUAUAACCACAGGCAGACUGGGAAGUACAUGCCUGAUAAUAGCUGUAGUUAAGAUAAUUCUGACCUGUUUGCCAGACUGCUUUCAUAUAGAGACACAAUUUCUCAGUCAGUACUGCAUUGGUCUUUGCAUCCUCAGCUGAAGAUUUUUUGUGGUUGAAUUCCUUCGCAGGACAGUUUGUGUUCUCAGUAUGCAGAGAUUAGGAAUGGCCAGAGCUAUCUUAGUUGUCUCCUUGAGCGAGAUGCUUUACCCCCGUGAAUUUAGAUGGCAGGCCUCUUACAUGAUGUUCAGUGGAGUAACUACCAGCUACUGGUCGGCAAUAAACUCUGUAAAAACAUCCAUUUCAAGGUCAUAUUUGUUGCAGCAACUUUGAACAGUCAAUUGCCUUUAUUUUCCUAUUUUUUAACCAUUUUAUUGCACAGAGACCACCUUAGAUAAAAGACCAGUUAAGUACGUCCCAUAUAGAAUACUGAUUAGACAAGCUUUGUAGGGUAUAAUCCCAAGAAUUAUAAAGAAAAGAAUUCCUAUAUGUCAUAUGUCAUUUCAAUUUUGUUACAAGUAGAUGAUAUAUUGUAUCUAUAUGAAGUAUAGUUUGUUUUUCUAGUUUCUAAGUCUUGUGUGAAUCUAGUUUUAAGAUUAUUUAAAAAAAAUUUAAUUAUCAAAAAUAGUUAGACUUUUAGGAUUGUUUGAAUGUGUACAUUCCAUCCCUUUGUACAGGUACAUGCUGAAAUAAAAACAUUGUCCUGAUUAAGUUGGUAAAAAGAUAUGCUUUAUCAGUAAUAGUCAUCACAAACCAAUUUUAAAAUGUUAUGGUGAGAAAUCAAAGCAAAGUUCAGAUGUUGGACAUUCACUAUAUUUCUUCUUGGAAUAACCCUCAUAACUGUGUUCAGUUAAGUACUAUUUUUUUAAAUUGUUUAUUGUGAGAGAAAAAGUGAGGGAAUAGUUUGAAUGGUGGAGGCUAUAGCUUUAUAAUUUGUAUCAUUCUUGUCAUUACCAGAUAUUGACUUAUGUUUGUAUUUCAGCAUUGUAUCUGAAUUUUACAAUUCCUUUUGUAUAAACAACCCAACUUUACCUGUGUGUGGAUUUUGUUCUAAUUCAGUAUACAUUUAACACUACAUGGAUUUUUUUUGUAUGGAAGAGCUUUAGUAACAAAUGGAAUUUUUUCACUUAUUAAACCUGUUAUUUAUUUAUUGAUCUGUAGCACAUCCUAGGACAGUGAUGAAGGAUAGUCUUGUGUUGUACAUUUGUAAAACAGCAUUAUGUGUCUAGAACAUUUUUUGUAAAUAACUUGCCAAACUGUUCUGUGGAAGACACGAGCAGACAUAAAAAUACCUUCAUAUAGAUAUCAGGAGAGAAGUUUUUGGUGACAUUCUUUGUUGAAAGGUACCCAACCAUUCCAGCCACUGCAGUGUUAAAAGAAAUUAACAUAUUAUCUACCUAUAUGUGUUAUUAGAGACAAGAAAAGCAUUUUGGAUUAUAAAAAAAUACUCAAUGCUCUGGUUUUAUAUUUUAAUUGAUAUAUAUUACUUUUAAUGAUAAAACAAUACACCUUAGAAUCUUUGAAUUUUUUACAGACAUUAAUUGUGUUUAUUUUCAACAGAGAUAUAAAGGACAUGUUACUUCAAUACUCUUCCACAUCCAACAAUAUUUGUUUUUAUCAAAAUGGGUAAAAUCCUGCCUGGAAAAUGUAUAUUGUUGAUAUUUUUUAACUAAAUGUGUAAUAUUGAUGAUUUCUUUUUUUCACUGCACUUUAUAAAUCCCUUCCUCCUUCUCUGACAUUAAAAUUGAGGAAGGGGAUGGGUAACUAAAUAUUUAGACACCAUUUCUGUAGAGUUACGUCCCUUUACAUGCAGAACAUGUUCUCUAUAGUAAGGAGAGUAUAUGAUUGUUAUUUGAGUGUAAAGAAGGGUAGCUGUUUUUAUAGUAAUAGUCUUUAAAAAUGUUUUUUAUCACUGUUACUUUAAAAUGUUGAUUCUUGUUUACUGCUUUUGUGAAUUAAGUAUUAAGUAUGCGUACUAUAGUGUACAUGUUUAUAUUGCAAAUUUGUUCACAUAAACUUCUUAAUAUUGUGUUGAUUUUCAAUAUUAUAUUUAAGUAGUUGUACCCCAUCGCUAUUGACGAAAAAAAAACAAAUAAAAAAACUAGAACGUGA
Ylistrum balloti is the source of this 7627-nucleotide messenger RNA. RefSeq names its product ATP-dependent 6-phosphofructokinase-like. NCBI's taxonomy places the organism in Eukaryota, Metazoa, Mollusca, Bivalvia, Pectinida, Pectinidae. The record is from RefSeq and is a predicted model, not a curated record. Bases 31 to 2565 code for a protein of 844 amino acids. Gene Ontology annotation, molecular function: identical protein binding; fructose-6-phosphate binding; 6-phosphofructokinase activity. The transcript is spliced from 24 exons. Gene Ontology annotation, biological process: canonical glycolysis; fructose 6-phosphate metabolic process; fructose 1,6-bisphosphate metabolic process. Gene Ontology annotation, cellular component: 6-phosphofructokinase complex; cytoplasm.